Messenger RNA from Fusarium coffeatum, 2088 nucleotides. RefSeq lists its product as uncharacterized. Gene Ontology annotation, biological process: photoreactive repair. Bases 1 to 2088 code for a protein of 695 amino acids. NCBI's taxonomy places the organism in Eukaryota, Fungi, Ascomycota, Sordariomycetes, Hypocreales, Nectriaceae. The record is from RefSeq and is a predicted model, not a curated record. Gene Ontology annotation, molecular function: FAD binding; damaged DNA binding; deoxyribodipyrimidine photo-lyase activity. The transcript is spliced from 3 exons.
AUGGCCGGGAAUAAACUCCUCGUCUACUUGCUUCGACGCGACUUGAGAACCAUCGACAACCCCAUCCUCCACCACCUGGCCACUUCUGACCAUGGCUUCACUCACCUCCUUCCCAUCUACAUCCUUCCCCCUCAACAAAUCGAAACCUCAGGCUUCGUUGUCGAGGGACAAAAGUCUCCUUAUCCAGAAGCUCGAAGCCAGGUCGGUCGCUUCUGGAGAUGUGGUUCGAUUCGAGCCAAGUUCCAGGCUGAGUGUAUCUGGGAUCUGAAACAAAAUCUCGAGAAGAUCAACAGUGGCAUGUUGGUUCGAAUCGGAAAGUUCGAUGACGUUCUGAAUCAUUUGAUCAAGUCUUUGCAUGAGAAUAAUCAAUCCAUCGAUACUGUUUGGAUGACUGAGGAGCCGUCAAAAGAGGAGGUGGACGACCAGAAUGCCGCAGCUUCGGUAUGCUCUGAGAAUGGUAUCAACUUUAAGCUCUGGCUGGAUGAAAAGUACUUCAUUGACGAUCGUGACACCGGCUUGAGCAACCCCAAUGAGCUCCCAGAUGUCUUUACCACUUACCGCAAAACACAAGAACCUCUCCGAGAGCGCCCUCGCCCUACUGUACCUCGUCCGCAGGUCGGAUCAUUACCUUCCUUUCCUUCCUGGGCUUUACCUCAGCAACCCCCUUUCCAAAUUCCAGACAACUACGACGAGUUUGAAAGACGACUUGUAGAGCCCGUCAAAGAAACUCUAUCCGACCCUCCUUCUUUUCCCGAAGGCGCCAAGUCUGCCCAUCCGUUUAAGGGGGGAGAAAACCCUGCUUGGGAGCGUCUCUAUCAUCUUAUCAAGUCAGGUGCGAUGACUACUUAUCAGGAAACCCGCAACGGUUUACUCGGGCUUGAUUACAGUACUAAGCUUGCAGCUUUCUUGGCCAUGGGAUGCAUGUCUGCCCGUUCUAUUCACGAGGAACUCGUCAAGUUUGAGAGUGGCUCAGAGCAAGACUAUUCUCAGGCUAUGGGCUUUGGUGGGGGCGAGAACGAGGGCACCAGGGCCGUCAGGUUCGAGCUUCUAUGGCGGGACUAUAUGAGGCUCUGUACUAUGAAAUUCGGAGCUAAACUCUUUUCAAUCCAUGGCUUUAAAGGGAAAGGGAAUUAUUCUCAAGAAUGGAAAACGGCCAACAAGGAGGAGGCUGCCAAGGACCAGGAUCCUCCACCAGACGAAGUUGCCCAGAUCAUCGAUAGACUCCUUCGAGGGACGACAGGACAGGGUCUUAUUGAUGCCUCCCAAAGAGAACUUCUUUUGACAGGGUAUACAUCCAAUAGAGCACGCCAAAACGUCGCUUCUUUCGCCGCGAAGCAUCUUAGCCUUAGUUGGCUAUAUAUGGCGGAAUGGUACGAACAAAACCUCGUGGACUAUGACGUUUCGAGCAACUGGUCGAACUGGCAAUACGUUGCUGGCGUCGGCAAUGACCCCCGUGGACAAGCAAGACAGUUCAAUCCUGUGAAACAAGCGUUCGACUAUGAUAAUGACGGGAGAUACGUUCGCACAUGGGUUACAGAAACAAGAGGGAUUCAGGAUCUUCAAAAUGUUUUCCAGCUAUCUACAACAUCAGCUGCGGAACUUGAGAAGAAUGGCAUUGCGGACAAUAUCAUGGUGACGAAUCCAUUAAAAAGGAUUGAGUUCUCAGUCGACAGGAAACCAAGAGGUCCAAGGAGACCCUACCGCUGGAGGCGUGGUGGUCGAGGGGGUCGGGGAGGUGGCAGCCGGGAUGGCGAUGCUCGAAGUAAUGGCCGAGGAGGAACUCAUCACAACGACUCGGAAAACAGAACAGCAAGUUACCACCAGCAGCCCCCUGGGAAAGAUUUCUACAAUCAAGGUUCUCACUUCAACAACGGACAGACGAAUUACUCACGAGACUAUGGUCAACCACGAAGAGGGAACGCCGCUACGCCCUGGAGAGGCAACUCAAACAUUCACUCUUUCCGAGGAAACUUCCAGCAAGGAUACAAUAAUAACGCCUUCAACCCACCUCACUACAUGUCAAACGCCAACUACCACCAUCAGUUUCCUCAGACUUAUCACCACCAACUCCCUCCUCAUAUGCAAUAA